ACUACACGUCACAGCCAUUUCAACUUAGACUUGAUGAAGGGAGAGAUGUCUCUACUGGUUGAGUAACACACCAGGACUUGUGAAUGAAAACACAUCAGACAAAAUGGGGGGAAAGAAAGGGAGACCAUGUAAUUGCAUCUGGAGGUUCCUGUCCUGGUGUAACUGUCAGCGCAUAAUGGUGGCUUUUAAAGGGAUCUGGACCAAGGACUUCUGGAGGGCUGUGUCUGGAGAAUACCUGGCCACUCUCAUCUUUGUCUUUCUCGGUCUGGGCUCAACCAUCAACUGGGCCCCAGAGGAGGAGAAGCCUCCACCAGCUGACCUAGUCCUUAUCUCCUUGUGCUUUGGCCUGAGUAUUGCCACUAUGGUGCAAUGUUUUAGCCACAUAAGUGGUGGACACAUUAAUCCGGCGGUCACUGCAGCUAUGGUGGUGACUAGAAAGCUGAGCUUGGCAAAGGCGUUGUUCUAUGUGGUGGCUCAGUGCCUGGGAGCCAUCACAGGAGCUGGGAUUCUCUACCUAGUCACACCUGCUGCUGUUAGAGGGUCCUUCGGUGUGACCAUGGUGAACUCCAACAUCUCAUUAGGACACGGCCUUCUUGUGGAGCUCCUUAUCACAUUCGAACUGGUCUUUACCGUCUUCGCCACCUGUGAUCCCAAACGCACAGACCUAGGAGGCUCUGCUGGCCUUGCUAUCGGCUUUGCUGUGGCUAUUGGUCACUUAUUUGCAAUCCCUUACACAGGAGCCAGCAUGAACCCUGCUCGAUCCUUUGGGCCUGCGAUGGUCACACUCAACUUCGAGAACCACUGGGUGUACUGGGUGGGACCCAUUCUGGGGGGCAUCCUGGCUGCUGGUCUGUAUGAGUAUCUGUACUGUCCUGACCCUGACAUCAAGAAGAGGCUGAAGCAGGUCUUUCAGAAAGACCCGUCAGUGAAAUACAGGGAGGUGGACACAGAGGACAUCAAACCGGGCUCCAUCCACACCAUAUCUGAUCUGGAGAAAGCUGAGAAAAAACAUCCUUUCCAGGACUCGACGGGAGAAGUGCUAUCUUCAGUAUGACUAUCACGCGCACUGGAAAUGGAGACCAAUCUGUAGAUCAGAGUGACAGUCAAACAUUGGAUCCUGUCCCACUAUCCUGAAAGCAGAAUAUGAUUUAUGUCCAUGAGGCUUCACAGCAAAGCGGAAUUACUGUCAUCGUCAUCAUAUGAUAUUAUGGCUCAAUCUCACAAACAUCAGCCUGCUCAAUACUUACUCCUGAGGCCCUCCUUCAACAAUUUAGGAGCAGUGCGGCGCACAUCGCAUGCUGCGGCAUGACAGCCUGAAAACACGUUGUGGUAAAGAAAUAUGCGUAGGGUCAACCAAUUAUGAGAGGUCAUCAAGCUGAAUUGGAGAAGUGAAGAAGAAAAUGCAGCCUUGUUAUUUUUGGAUUAGUGUCACAUUUGUUCCACGUAUUGCAUAUGUAAUAACAGGAGAGAUUUUCCUUGUGAUCAUUAAGCACAUUACAGGUCCCAAGCAAUGUAAGACAGAUCUGACAAGCUUUAAGAGUUGUAUUGCAGUGCACUCUAUUUUCAGUGCGUUAGUCAGAGAAACAACCAGACAACUCCACUUUUUGGUGUUCAUUAUGCCUAUUACUACAUAAAGAUUUUAUUUUUCAUAAAAUGUGAUAGGUAGCUGUUUUUAUUUUAUAGACUGAGAUUUGGUUAUUGUAAUACAUUUCUUAUUUCUCUGUAUGAUUUGCUAUAUUUCAAACUUAAAGGCGGAGUAUGUGAUUCUGGAGAGAUCUAAAAUAUAUAUCGCUACAGUUGCUGGUGUGAAGCUAACAUAGGCUCGCAGAGAAGACAAGACGGUUUCCCAGCACACCAGCUCUAGACAGCAUACUCACAACUCUUCUGCUACUAUAGCUAACAACAUCAGCAUGUCUUGGCAAACUAGAAGUAAACUGAAUGUCAUUUAACGUUACCUCAGACACAAAUGAUUGCUGGAACGGCUGGAAUAAUGUUGUGUGGUGGGGUCUGAGCCACUUACAGAGCCCAGGCUGAGUACAAACACCAGAUCCUUUUUCAGUGCACACACUGAAUGGACAGCCAGCGGACAGUGAGGAGAUAUUUACUGAAUUAGUCAAAAAGCUGUGUAUUGAUAAAGAAUUGCUUACUCCACCUUUAACUUAUUAAGAUAUUUGGCUGAUCUGUCUUUGUGUUCAGAUAUUACUCAGUUCUUGUUUCAUGGUCACAAACUGGAAGUGCUACAAGAUGUAAAAGGUUUUCGGCUGUAAUAAUAAAGUCUCCUUGUUAAUGA
Molecule: messenger RNA, 2290 nt
Organism: Micropterus salmoides (largemouth bass)
Lineage: Eukaryota; Metazoa; Chordata; Actinopteri; Centrarchiformes; Centrarchidae
Gene: aqp4
Product: aquaporin 4
Exons: 5
Coding region: 104-1054 (316 amino acids)
Biological process (GO): transmembrane transport
Cellular component (GO): basolateral plasma membrane; plasma membrane
Molecular function (GO): water channel activity
Source: RefSeq, a predicted model, not a curated record